AUGUGGUCCUUGUUCGGUUUUGGCGGCUCGAAGCCAAACCCCCAAAAACACCCCAGAAAGAUCGCAGAGCCGGUAUUCAACGAAAAAGAAUGUUUUUUUGAGAACCCAGACAAUGUGGCUGACAUUUUGGCGCUCUCAAAACUCGACAUUUCCGGCUGCAAUGCCGUUUCGGAGAUAAGCACCGAAAACCUCACCCAAUGGGAACAGAAACUCAAGGCCGACCCCAAAAACCGGUUGGUGCAGAACGCGUUGGCCCACAACGACCUCACCAACGUGAUUGCCGUGUCAGGGUCGUCCCAGUCGUUGCGCAAUCGCUACUUCUUCAACUUGGAGAUAGAAACCAUCGGUUCGCCCUCUUACUUGAACAACCAGAAGAGCAGUGGCCGCUGCUGGAUAUUUGCUACGUGCAAUGUCUUGCGCACACAUGUGAUUAAGACCUACAACUUGGAUCCGGCCAGUUUCCAGUUGUCGCAGAGCUACUUGUUUUUCUACGACAAAUUGGAGAAGGCCAACUACUUUUUGGAGAACGUCAUCGACACGGCCGACGAGGACUUGGAGUCGCGGCUCUUGCAGGCGCUUUUCGCCGGCGCAGUGAGCGACGGCGGCCAGUGGGAUAUGAUCGUCAAUGUCAUCGAAAAGUACGGUGUGGUCCCCAACGAGGUUUUCCCAGAUAACGCGCAGGCCGUCAACACGGGUAAAUUGAACUACUUUUUGACCAACAAGCUUCGCGAGUAUGCGUUGGUGUUGCGCAGAUUGGUUAACGAGGGUGUUCCUAAAGCGAAGGUAACCGCCGCCAAAAACGCCAUGAACAAGGAAAUCUACGCAAUCAUUGCCUUGAACCUUGGAACUCCGCCCAAGCCCGAGGACUCGUUUACGUGGGAGUUCUCCGACAAGGCCGGAAAGCACCGUUUCUUCGAAACAUCACCAGUGGACUUCUACCGCACGCACGUCAAGUACAACGUCUCCAAACGGUUCUCUUUGAUCAACGACCCCAGAAACAAGUACAACGCGUUGUAUACGGUCGACAGAUUGAACAAUGUCCACGGCGGAAAGCCCAUUGAGUACGUGAACUUGGAUCUUCCCGCCAUCAAGGCUGCUGCAAUCGCCAUGUUGCGCAACAACGAGCCGAUUUUCUUCGGGUCCGACGUCGGCAAGUUCAACGACAAUGCCACCGGCAUUCUUGACACCGAGGCGUACGACUACAACCUCACCUUCAACACGUCCAUGAGACUUCUGAAGCUGGACAGAUUGAAGACGGGUUCUUCGGCAAUGACCCACGCAAUGACCAUCACGGCCGUGCAUUUGGACCCUGCCACUGGCAAGCCCAUCAGAUGGAAGAUCGAGAAUUCCUGGGGCGAUGCCGUUGGCGAGAAAGGAUACUUCGUCAUGACAGACUCGUGGUUCGACGAGUAUGUAUUCCAGAUCGUGACCACGGCCAAGUACGUCGACAAGGCUGUUGUCGAUCUUUGGAAGAGCAAGAAGUACAAUGUUUUGCCGUUCUUCGAUCCUAUGGGAGCAUUGGCUUGA
Molecule: messenger RNA, 1527 nt
Organism: Australozyma saopauloensis
Lineage: Eukaryota; Fungi; Ascomycota; Pichiomycetes; Serinales; Metschnikowiaceae
Gene: LAP3
Product: bleomycin hydrolase
Exons: 1
Coding region: 1-1527 (508 amino acids)
Biological process (GO): proteolysis; response to toxic substance; L-homocysteine catabolic process
Cellular component (GO): cytoplasm
Molecular function (GO): cysteine-type aminopeptidase activity
Source: RefSeq, a predicted model, not a curated record